Penicillium alfredii is the source of this 1782-nucleotide messenger RNA. RefSeq names its product DNA cytosine methyltransferase. Lineage: Eukaryota; Fungi; Ascomycota; Eurotiomycetes; Eurotiales; Aspergillaceae. The record is from RefSeq and is a predicted model, not a curated record. Gene Ontology annotation, molecular function: methyltransferase activity. The transcript has 2 exons. The coding region runs from base 1 to 1782 and encodes 593 amino acids. Gene Ontology annotation, cellular component: nucleus.
AUGACAGAAACUGAGGACUGGCCUGCGGCUGAUGAACCGGGUGACAUCUUUCCCUCUCGCUCAGAGACCCGUGAUGCAGAAUCCUCGACACCCAAUCUCCACUAUAAGGAGACUUUGGUUGAGGAGCAGAUUGAAAUUGUGGACCUGACUCUUGAUGCGCCAGUCUUCAAGCUGGAUCUGGAUUGCAUUGACCUCACUGGCCUCCCUUUGCACAGGCCCCAGAGCCCAUCCUCGUCAGAGUCCGUCCCGCAAGUGGUGAUUGAGAACAAUGUCUACCGAGAGGGCAUGUCUCUGCUACUUUGCGAUAAAUCAUACCUUCGCAUUGAGCACAUCGUCCAAGGGAGUAACGGAAUCUUCUUCCAUGGCCGACGUCUCUUUGCGACAAGCGAUCCCCGAAUGGAUCGAUAUCUUCCCAAGAAAGCUGGGGAGCUCAUCUGGACCACGCAUUACAUGGAACCAGUCUCCUUUGCUCAGGUCAAUCGGGCUUGUCGCGUCUUGUUCACCAAUUUUCGCACCCUUCCACUGGGUCACACGGGUAUGGUUUGCCGUCUGAAGCUCACGAUCAGAACCCGCGAGGACAAUCCUACCGAUGACCGACAGUUUCUCAACGCUCAAGACUCUUCGAUUGAAUACCUCCAUAUCAACGAGGUCGACCAAGGGUUUGGACUGUCACCAACGGAGUUGCGAGACCGCUGGCGAGGCCGCGGCCAGACGGUGCCCUUUGGAGAGUCUCAGCUGUCACAAAUUGUGAUGGAGAACUCUCCAAUGGACGUUGAUCAACCGCGUCAGGUCAUAGAUCUGACCGCCCCGACUCGCACAUACACAUUUGGUGAUGCCUUUUGUGGUGGAGGUGGAGUGUCGUGUGGCGCGAAGAAGGCAGGGUUGAAUCUGCGAUGGGCAUUUGACAAAGAUCGCCAUGCCAUCAAUACAUACCAGCGCAAUUUCGACGGCGUGACCAUUGAAAAUGCGGAAAUCUUUGAUUUCCUGACAAACCACGCAUCUUUCCUUCGAGUGGACGUCUGUCACUGCUCUCCCCCCUGCCAGACUUUUUCCCCGGCUCACACGGUGCACUGCGAUCGGGACGAAGCCAAUUCGGCUUGUAUCUUCUCCGCCAACGAUCUCAUCAAACAGGCACACCCGCGCAUUCUGACGAUGGAGGAGACAUCGGGACUGUUGGAACGUCAUAAAGAUUAUUUCAAUCGGAUCAUCUUGAACUUGCUGGAUAUUGGGUACUCGGUUCGCUGGGCCGUGUUGGACUGCGUCAACUAUGGGGUGCCGCAAUCUCGCAAGCGGCUAAUCAUCAUUGCCUCUGGUCCCGGAGAAGCCCUUCCCGAGAUGCCCUUGCCUACCCAUGGGCUCCCAGGCUCAGGUCUUGACCCCCUGAACACCAUCCACGAUAGUAUCCAUGACCUUCCGCCUGACGCGCCCGAUCACGAUGUCCAGACAACCCUGGAGCGUUACCGCACCCAGGGAUGGCGAGAUCCCUACAACGCGCACCAGCCCGCAAGAACUGUUACGUGCAGCGGUGGGGAGUUUAACUACCACCCGUCGGGCAAGCGCGGGUUCACGACUCGCGAAUUUGCGUGCCUGCAGACAUUCCCGCGCGAUUUCGAGUUCUCCGAAAAGAACAUUCGUCGACAGAUUGGGAAUGCUGUGCCGCCGAUGUUUGCGGCUGCGAUCUACCGCGAGAUUGCCAAGUCGUUGCGGAAGACCGACGAGCAGGAGGAGGAAGAGAUGAGGGCUGGCCUUAUCAAUCAAUCGGAUCUGCCGAUCUACAUGUGA